AUGGCGUCUACCACACAAUCGAGGUCCUUGAAGGCCACGGGAGAAGAGAUCUGGAAAAACAAGACAGAGAAGAUAAAUACAGAACUCUUUACACUAACAUAUGGCUCCAUAGUGGCGCAAUUGUGUCAAGAUUAUGAGCGGGACUUUAACAAAGUGAACGAACAUCUAUACAGCAUGGGGUAUAACAUUGGGUGCAGGCUCAUUGAGGAUUUUUUAGCUAGGACAGCGUUGCCACGUUGCGAGACUCUAAUAAAGACGAGUGAGGUGCUAAGUAAAUGUGCGUUCAAGAUUUUUCUAAACAUCACGCCCAGUAUAACGAAUUGGUCACACAAUAAGGACUCAUUUUCGUUGAUCUUGGACGAGAAUCCCUUGGCAGACUUUGUGGAGUUGCCCAUGGACGCGAUGAAGUCACUCUGGUAUUCCAAUAUCUUGUGCGGUGUUCUGAAAGGGUCGCUGGAAAUGGUGCAGUUGGAUUGUGACGUUUGGUUUGUAUCGGAUAUCUUAAGGGGCGACUCACAGACUGAGAUCAAAGUUAAAUUGAACAAAAUAUUGAAGGAUGAAAUACCAAUCGGCGAAGAUUGA
Saccharomyces eubayanus is the source of this 582-nucleotide messenger RNA. It is a transcript of the gene BET3, whose product is annotated as TRAPP complex core subunit BET3. Gene Ontology annotation, biological process: intra-Golgi vesicle-mediated transport; endoplasmic reticulum to Golgi vesicle-mediated transport. The coding region runs from base 1 to 582 and encodes 193 amino acids. NCBI's taxonomy places the organism in Eukaryota, Fungi, Ascomycota, Saccharomycetes, Saccharomycetales, Saccharomycetaceae. Gene Ontology annotation, cellular component: cis-Golgi network membrane; TRAPP complex; cytosol. The transcript has a single exon. The record is from RefSeq and is a predicted model, not a curated record.